This is a messenger RNA of Equus quagga, 1961 nucleotides long. It is a transcript of the gene RTN2, whose product is annotated as reticulon 2. NCBI's taxonomy places the organism in Eukaryota, Metazoa, Chordata, Mammalia, Perissodactyla, Equidae. Bases 132 to 1544 code for a protein of 470 amino acids. The record is from RefSeq and is a predicted model, not a curated record. The transcript has 10 exons.
GGCCCGGGAGGAGGAGGCGGCGAGGAUGGCGGCGGCGUCGUGGACGCGGCGGAGAUGAGCGCCCGCGGCCCCAGGCCCAGGGCGGCGUGGCCGGAGUGGGCGGGGGUCCCGAUGCAGGCCCGAGGGGGGCCAUGGGGCAGGUCCUGCCGGUCUUCGCCCACUGCAAAGAAGCUCCGUCGACAGCUUCCUCUACCCCUGACUCUACAGAAGGAGGGAACGACGACUCGGAUUUUCGGGAGCUGCACACAGCCCGGGAAUUCUCGGAGGACGACGAGGAAGAAACCACGUCGCAGGACUGGGGCACCCCUCGGGAGCUGACCUUCUCCUACAUUGCCUUCGACGGAGUGGUGGGCUCCGGGGCGCGUCGGGAUUCAGCAGCCCGCCGCCCCCGGCCCCAGGGCCGCUCAGUCUCCGAACCGCGAGAGCCGCCCCCUCAGCCUGGCCUGGGCGACAGCUUGGAGAGCAUCCCCAGCCUGAGCCAAUCCCCGGAGCCCGGGCGCCGCGGUGACCCCGACGCUGCCCCGCCGGCCGAGCGCCCCUUGGAGGACCUGGGGCUUCAGCUGGACCAGCUGGCCUGGGCGGCCCGGGGAGCGGGGUCCGGGGAGGACUCUGCCACCAGUAGCUCCACCCCGCUGGAAGACGAGGAGCCCGACAGAUCGGAGGCUGGAGAGGCUGGGAAAGAACUGGACCUACAACUCGGAGUCGCUCAGUCCUCGCCGCACGAAGUCUUGACUCCACAGCCCAGCCCCGGCUCUGGGACCCCCCAGGCCCGUACCCCGUCCCCACCCGGAUCCCGGGAUUCGAACUGCUGGCCUGAUGAGCCCUCUCUGGACCAGAAGGAGGAAGAGCCGGGGGGGCAAUUGGAGCGGGAGCCAAUCACGGGGCAGAGCCUCGAUAGCACGGACCAAUCAGAAUUCACGUUGGAACCACACCUUCUAGUGGCGGACCUGCUGUACUGGAAGGACACGAGGACGUCAGGUGUGGUCUUCACCGGCCUCAUGGUCUCCCUGCUCUGCCUCCUGCACUUUAGCAUCGUGUCUGUGGUCGCCCAUGUGGCCCUGUUGCUGCUCUGUGGCACUAUCUCUCUCAGGGUUUACCGAAAAGUGCUUCAGGCCAUACACCGGGGGGACGGCACCAACCCCUUCCAGGCCUACCUGGAUGUUGACCUGACCCUGACUCAGGAGCAGAAGGAGCAUUUGUCCCAGCAGAUUGCAUCCCGAGUGGUCUCCGCGGCCACCCAGCUUCGGCAUUUCUUCCUGGUUGAAGACCUCGUGGACUCCUUCAAGCUGGCCCUUCUCUUCUACAUCCUGACCUGCGUGGGUGCCGUCUUCAAUGGUUUGACUCUUCUCAUUCUGGGAGUGAUCUGUUUAUUCACCGUCCCCCUGCUGUACCGGCAGCACCAGGCCCAGAUUGACCAGUAUGUGGGAUUGGUGACUAAUCAGUUGAGCCACAUCAAAGCUAAGAUCCGAGCUAAGAUCCCAGGGACCGGAGCCCUCGCCUCGGCAGCAGCCGCAGUCUCCGGAUCCAAAGCCAAAGCCGAAUGAAGGGGCUGUCUAUGCCCGCGGGACGCCUGCCCCCACCCACUGCAGCCCUCUGCUCCCCUCCAUCUCCCUUCCAUCCCCACCCUCUCCCCGCCUCGGCCGGAGCCAUUUCCCGGUGGGUGUCCAGAUCGCUCACGGCAGGAAGUUCGCGCAAAUUGCCUGAGCGGCCAGGACUACAUUUCCCACGAGGCUCUGCUCUAGGAGUCCAGGAAAGGCGAGGCACCUUGGCCGCGGGGCCUGCUGGGACUUGUAGUUGCCUAGAUAGGGCACCUGCUGUGCACUUCCGUGACCCGCCGCUGGAGGCGCCGUGAGGGGUUGGUGUCUCCCGGACGCCACUAGCCCCAACGCCAGGGCAUUGCAUGGGGCCCAGGGGAGGCCUGAGCUUGGAUUUACACUGUAAUAAAGACUCCUGUGGAAAAC